Molecule: messenger RNA, 3189 nt
Organism: Nilaparvata lugens (brown planthopper)
Lineage: Eukaryota; Metazoa; Arthropoda; Insecta; Hemiptera; Delphacidae
Product: triadin-like
Source: RefSeq, a predicted model, not a curated record
AAACCCGCCGCUCAAACCGCCGUCAAACCGACCGCGAAUAAACCGGCGCUAACCAAAGCCGGCAGUAAAACGUCGCUGCUAACUCCCGCCCAGAAAUCGCUGUCUACUUCGAAAACUAAUCUAGAAAUUAAACCGGGGGUUGACAGUGGUUUGAAAAAACCCGAACAACGCUCGUCGUCUAGUCUGAACUCGCUUACUUCUAAGGGCGACGCCAGUAAACUGUCUGCCGGCAAACUGAACAAAUCAACACCCAGUCUGGGCGGCAGUGGUGACCAAAAGGUUACUAGUAGUUCGGCGGCAGUAGUCGACAAAUCCAAGAUGGAGUCGUCGAAAACGAAAGCCGGACAGAAAAAAGCUCCAACUGUCAACACCAAGGUGAAAUCUGUGGACGGUAAACCGACUGCUACCUCAGAAGUGAACAUUACGUCUACGGUGAGCGACGAGGAGCUGGGUGCGGUAACAACCGAAUCUAGUUGUCCGAUUGAAUCGGCGUCCAGCAACGAGUCGUUUGAGGUGAUCAGCAUAUCAGACAUCAAAUCGGAGAGGACGUCUUCUCCGGAGCUGUUGGAGUUGGAGGAGGAUGGAGCAGAGAAGAAGAAGAAUGAUGUGAAGAAGGAGGAGGUAGAAGGAAAGAAGGAUGAUGAUAAGAAAGAUGGAAGUGUCGUGGUGAAGGUGGAAGUGGAAGAGAAGAAGAAGAAGGGAGAGGUGAGUGUGAAGAAGGAGGAAAGUGUGGCGAUAAAGAAAGAGACUGACUCGAAAAAAGAUGCAAAAGAUAAAGAAGUUGAAUCAAAAUCUGGUAAAACACCACAAACCCCUGCAAAAAAUGUAGAAGUUGACGCUAAAACUACAGGUAAAGACAAAAAAGUUGAGCCACAAAGUGAUAAAACUCCUGCUAAAGGCAAAGAAGAUGACGUGAAAAGUGGUAAAAGCGUUGGCUUGAACAGUGAUGAUACCGCUAAAAACCUGGUGGACAAAAGUGGCAUGGAGAAUGGUGAUCAAAAGCAGGCAAAGGCGAGUAAAGAAGAUGUCGCUAAGAAAGUGGGGGAAGAGAAAAAGGACAAAGAUAACACUAAGAAGAGUGUGAUGGAUGAGAAGAAAAGUAAUGAACCUGUCGGGAAAGAGUCUGAUGUUUCGAAGAAACAUGCUAAAGAUAGUAGUGAUGAAAAACUUGCCAAGUUGGCCAAGAAAAAGUCAGACAUUGUCGAAGGAAAUGACAAGAAGUCUGACUGUAAAGUUGAUAACAAAGCCAAAAUUGAUUCGAAACUUGUUGGCAGUGAGGAAACGAUGAAGCAAUCGUUGCUUGAUUCCAGCAAAGUAGCAGCUGACAAAGAUGCUUCUAAUAAACAAACAACUAGUGAUCUUGUGAAAGCUGGAGAUGAUACAAAGUCACAAGAAAAGGAUUCCAAGGAUAAUAGUGCCAAGGUGCAUCAAAAAGAUUCCAAGGCACAGAAAAAUGAUUUGAAGGAUGGUGUUUCCAAGGCAAAAGGAGAUGAUGGAGGUAAUAAGGUGCAGCAGAAGGAUUCUAAGGUUAGUGGGACGAAGGUAGAAGUGAAGGAUUCUAAACUAGAUGAAAAGGAUUCCAAAGAUGGCAAUUCAAAGGCGCAGGAAGAGAAUUCCAAGGAUAGUGGUGCCAAGUCAUCACAAAAGGAGUCUUCCAAGGAUAGUAGUGCUAAGGCACAACAGAAGGAUUCUAAGGAUAGUGAGACCAAGGUACCACAAAAGGAUUCUAAGAACAGUGGUACUAAAGUUGCACAAGAAAAAGGUUCUAAGGAUAGUGUAGGUAAGGUACCACAAAAGGAUUCUAAGGACAGUGUUGCACAAGAAAAGGGUUCUAAGGAUAUUGUUGCUAAGGAUCCUGAGGAGAAUGGUACUAAGGUUGGACAAGAAGAGGCUUCCAAGGAAAGUGUUGCUAAGGUAUCACAAAAGGAUCCUAAGGACAAUGGUACUAAGGUGGCACAAGAAAAGGGUUCUAAGGAAAGUGUUGCCAAGGUACCACAAGAGGAUUCUAAGGACAGUGGUACUAAAGUUGCACAAGAAAAAGGUUCUAAGGAUAGUGUAGGUAAGGUACCACAAAAGGAUUCUAAGGACAGUGAUGCACAAGAAAAGGGUUCUAAGGAUAGUGUAGGUAAGGUACCACAAAAGGAUUCUAAGGAUAGUGAUGCACAAGAAAAGGGUUCUAAGGAGAGUGUAGGUAAGGUACCACAAAAGGAUUCUAAGGAUACUGUAGGUAAGGUACCACAAAAGGAUUCUAAGGAUAGUGUAGGUAAGGUACCACAAAAGGAUUCUAAGGAUAGUGUAGGUAAGGUACCACAAAAGGAUUCUAAGGACAGUGAUGCACAAGAAAAGGGUUCUAAGGAUAGUGUAGGUAAUGUAUCACAAAAGGAUUCUAAGGAGAGUGGUACUAAGACAGCUAGUAACGCUAAGGCUGAACAGAAAGAUUCCAAGGAACAUGUAGAGACUGAUGGACGGAAAGUUGGCGAUGAUACAGCUGCACAUGAAUUGUCGGGAGCGUGUCGUAACGUUGUCUGUGGUCCCCAAGGUACUAGUGCCAGCAGCAGCACGCCGACUGCAGAAAAUGUCGGAACGACGUCGGAGCCAGCUCGGACGGAGGUCGAGACAACGCCGGCGAAGAAAAAUUCCAAGAGCGAAAUCAGAUGGGACGUUUGGAGCGACUGGAUCGCCAGCGACGUGAGGUUCCCGCGGCCGUGUCUAGGUCGCAUUCCACACUUUGUCGGCGCCUCGGAGGCGGCUGACAGACUGGCCGAGCUCGACAUCUUCAAGAAUUGCCAACAGCAUUCAGGUCAACCCCGAGAAACCGCAGAGCUUCGUCCGCUAUCACACACUCAAGGCUGGCAAACAACUGCUGGUGCCGAACCCUCAAAGACAACCGGCUUCUGCUGAAGGCGGAAGUGGUGCCUGAAGGAGAAGGGGACGAUGCCAAGGUGGUGGACGACAAGCAGCUGAUGUUCUACGCACGCACAGGGCAUGCGUGAGAUUGGCAACCGGUCGAGCUCAAAGACGACUCCGUCAAGUGGACCUUGUUGUCAUCGGUGCGGUCGCCGUGUCUCGAGAAGGCCAUGUUAUCGGACGAGGCCUGGGACUCUCUGACUUGGAGUAUGCGCUGUUGUUGUCGCAGGGUCUCAUCACAAAGACACGAUUGUUGCAUGUACUGUUCACGACCAACAGGUA